Messenger RNA from Archocentrus centrarchus (flier cichlid), 1671 nucleotides. It is a transcript of the gene blk, whose product is annotated as BLK proto-oncogene, Src family tyrosine kinase. Gene Ontology annotation, molecular function: protein binding; ATP binding; protein tyrosine kinase activity. The coding region runs from base 190 to 1659 and encodes 489 amino acids. The transcript has 14 exons. The record is from RefSeq and is a predicted model, not a curated record. NCBI's taxonomy places the organism in Eukaryota, Metazoa, Chordata, Actinopteri, Cichliformes, Cichlidae. Gene Ontology annotation, biological process: protein phosphorylation.
UUUUCAAUGAGGAAAUUGAAGACAUUUUGCAUCUGGAGCACUUCUGAAGACACAAACCAAGGACAAGUUAAAGCACUGGGAAUGAAGUCAAAGAGCAGGCCCUGCAGAGGGAGGUGUGGAGACUAAAAACAGCAUCAGCAAAGCUCAUCUGUUCUAUCAGCUACAGGACAUUUCCAUCAAACAUGCAGGAUGGGCUGCACUUGUAGUGACCAGAAACAAAUAAAAGAAGAAGGGUUCUAUAAAGGAAAACACAAAUCACAUGCCUCCCCCUCGUCGAACCAUAUAGGACAAAGUGGAAAUGCCUACACAUAUACUGAUGACACUUUAUUUAUUGCACAACAUGACUUCAAACCAACCAACGACAGUGAUCUUCCUUUCAAAAAGGGAGACAAGCUUAAAGUUUUGCAAGAAAGCGGAGAAUGGUGGCUGGCCCAAUCGCUGACAACUGGACAAGAAGGCUUCAUACCAUCUAAUUAUGUAGCCAGAGCAGAUACACUGGAGGUGGAAAAGUGGUUUUUCAGGGAUUUGGGUAGAAGAGAAACUGAACGACUGCUUUUAGCACCUGGAAAUAAACCGGGGUCCUUUCUGAUUCGAGAGAGUGAGACCUGUAAAGGGUCAUUCUCACUGUCAGUCAGAGAUUCUGAAGAAGAAAGAGGAGAUGUGGUAAAACACUACAAGAUCCGCUGUUUGGACAAAGGUGGUUACUACAUCUCUCCUUCCAACACAUUCCCGACCCUGCAGGAACUGGUUAAAUACUAUACCCACACAGCAGAUGGGUUGUGUCAGCGGCUGUAUGCUCCCUGUAAAUCUAAGGCCCCUCAGCAGCCAUGGGCACAUGAUGAAUGGGAGAUUCCCCGAGAAACAUUGAAAAUGGUGAAGAAACUGGGGGCCGGGCAGUUUGGAGAAGUAUGGAUGGGUUUCUACAAGAACACCCAGAAGGUUGCUAUCAAGACCUUAAAGGAGGGAACAAUGGAGCCAGAGGCCUUCUUGCAGGAGGCUAACCUGAUGAAACAGUUGAGGCAUGACCGACUGGUACGACUUCAUGCUGUCGUCACUAAAGAGCCCAUUCUCAUUGUCACCGAAUUCAUGGUCAAUGGAUGCCUUCUAGACUUUCUAAAAACAGAUGAAGGAAAAAAGCUGAAGCUUCAUAAGCUGAUCGACAUGUCGGCACAGAUAGCUGAAGGCAUGGCGUACAUUGAGAAGAAGAACUACAUCCACCGCGAUCUGCGUGCAGCUAACAUACUGGUCAACGAGAUGCUGCACUGCAAGAUAGCAGACUUUGGCCUGGCCAGAAUCAUCGAGUCAGAAUACACAGCUCAAGAAGGUGCUAAAUUUCCCAUUAAAUGGACGGCUCCAGAGGCCAUCAAUUUUGGGACGUUCAGCAUCAAAUCAGAUGUUUGGUCCUUUGGGAUCCUCCUGACAGAAAUAGUCACCUACGGAAGAAUACCUUACCCAGGUAUGACCAACCCAGAGGUGAUCAGGAGUCUUGACAGGUCAUACAGGAUGCCAUGUCCAGACGACUGUCCAGCGGAACUGUAUGAUAUCAUGAUGGUGUGCUGGAAGCAGAAGCCUGAAGACCGACCUACCUUUGAAUAUCUUCAGAACACUCUCAAUGACUUUUUUAUUGCCACGGAAGGACAAUAUGAGAUGCAUCCCUGAUGACAGAAAAAA